AAAAAGAGUUAAACCAGACCGUGUGAUGAGCAAUAACAAGACGGCAACGACCAAUGCGACGGAUCAGAUUUUUGCGGUGAUGCGUGGUGGAAUUUCGGGUGGCGAGUGAUAUUAGCAAAGAGCAAUACAAGAUUAUCGAGUGCAUCGAGUUUGGCGUAAAAAGAACAAAGAAACAGGGUUUAAGAACGAAAGGAAGCACCAGCAUUGAAGCACAGGACCAAAAGCAAGAAGGUGCAAAAUCCAACCAUUGCCCCGGAGUUGCACGGCGAACGCAAAUUAAUGAUUCUGCAUUCGGCAAAUUGUUGAGUAAAUUACUCAACAUACAGUGCACAAUCCUUGAUGGUGUUGCUCAAAUGACCGUGCGUGCGUGAGUGUUAGUGAAGGGAGCGAAUAAAUCGGAGUGUGGGUGCGAGUGCAGCACAGCAACAAAGAGAAAAAGAGCAAAUUCUGUGUGUUUACCGAGCGCUCAUAGAAAGAGCGAGAGAAAGGGCAUCUGGGAAGAGAGCAGAGCGUGCGUCCGGGAUCAAUCAACGGGCUGAAAGAACACUAGCACCAGCAACAAUCCAGAAUCGUCUCUCGCCGCGUUGUCUGACGGAGGCAGAAAGAGAGAGAACAUAAGAAAUUCGUUUGACGACGGGCGUUGUACUUCAUCAUCGACGCACGGCACCCGAUAUUUGCAACAGAGGAAGAGCACUGAAUUGAUAGAAAAUAACAACAUCCGAAAGUCGGCGCCGUUUCCAGUGGCGGCGAAUCAAAGCAGCAGGUGAAUUGCAGCGCGUUAAAGACCGUUGUUGUGUGUGGUGUGCUGGUGAGAGCCCCUGUAAAUACGCGAGGUGUGUGUCUCGCGUGAUGUGAUUGUGACCAAUUGUGUGCAUAGAUAGAAGUCCUUAUUAGUUCCGUAAAAGGUUUUUCAGCAGCUUAGCCGAAAACACAAUUGUAUGAAUCGAGUGAACUGGUGCUAUCCACUAUCAGGGAGGCCAAGUGCAGUGUGUUGCAAACCGCGCUCUGCUCCACGCACCACUUCUUCUUCACCUAAGUGCGAGAAACAAUAGAGCAACGGAGACCACAUCCGCCGUCUAAUUUCCUCGCGAACAUUGCUUUGCCUUUGCGAAUAGCAGAACAAUGACGGAGUACAAACUAGUAGUAGUAGGCGCCGGAGGUGUAGGCAAGUCCGCCUUGACCAUACAGCUUAUUCAGAAUCACUUCGUGGAUGAAUACGACCCGACGAUUGAGGAUUCCUACCGGAAGCAAGUAGUUAUAGAUGGCGAAACUUGUUUACUCGACAUUCUGGACACGGCCGGUCAAGAGGAGUAUUCGGCGAUGCGCGAUCAGUAUAUGCGAACGGGCGAGGGAUUUCUGCUAGUAUUUGCUGUUAAUAGUGCCAAAAGUUUCGAAGACAUAGGAACGUACCGAGAACAAAUCAAGCGCGUUAAGGAUGCCGAAGAGGUACCGAUGGUGCUGGUUGGCAACAAAUGCGAUCUGCAAGCAUGGGCAGUGGAUAUGAAUCAAGCAAGAGAUGUGGCGAAACAGUAUGGCGUUCCAUUCGUAGAGACCUCGGCGAAAACACGAAUGGGUGUAGAUGAUGCCUUCUACACACUGGUGCGCGAAAUUCGUAAGGACAAAGAAAGAGGGAAAAAGAAUCGGAAGCACCAUAAGCUGGUCUCGAGCAGGAGGUUCAAGUGUCAGUUACUAUAAAACUGGCUUUCGACUGAUCGAAGGCCCAUUACCAGCCAACCAGCCAGCCUGCAAUCCAGCAAACAGUAUGUCUCCGCCCCGUUCCACAAAAUGUUUUGCGUGAAGUUGUACGAAAAAAGGAUCCACCAUUUAAAAGAUUCUUUCAGUGCUACCGUUGUAUAAUCUCCCAACAAAGAAGCGCAACUUCUUCGGCAGCAGCAGCCAAAACGCGGGAAGAAGAAAAUGAUGUUUAACAAUUACCAAUAACAUUGUUCUUCGAUAGAAUCGCAUCGUUAGACGAAUAAGUCUACCGGUGGAACGACCGAUGCGCAAAUUGUGUCGUUGCCAACCGAGUCAACGCACUUGUUUCAGUUGACCUUAGAUCACUAACGACGAAGAAACGAUUAUUCACGCUAGCUAGAAAUCAUCGUCAGAAAAGGGCAUACUAUCGAUUAGAAUGAUCGUUCUCGGUGUAAGAUUCGCCACGUGAAUAUUACAUGCUCGAUCGGUUGAUAAAAAUUAAAAAAAAAAAAUCAGCCAGCACUGUGUAUUCAAGACGCACAAGUAAUUAUUGAUGGUUAAGAAUAGAUUCCAGACUAGGAUCGAGGAAUACUUCCGCAAUCCGCAGUAGAAACGAACGAUAUGCAAUGCUACGUUAAGGUCCUACAACAGGCUUGCAUUAUUGGGUUUAACACAAGUUUUGAAUGGCGCAACGGGCGGAGAAGGCGUUUCUUGUCGCCGAGCAUCGUUUAUUUUAAAUUUGUCGAUAUUCUCCUACCGUUCGUUGCGUGUUGCCACGCCGCUUCAGCGCUCAAAGCAGAUCACUUACGCGGUAAUCGGUGAAUAUUAGGAUUUAGCGGCGAUAGAACUCAGAAUGAUAACUGAAAAGAGACCGACGAGUGGUUCAAAGCAAAUGAUAUGUAUAGACAUUUUGUGUAUCUAAUGUUCGCUACCCACGGUGUUGCACCGGUUUUCACUUCACAUCUGCCCGUAAAGACCUAUGAUAAACGUAAAUACGAUGUUUAAGUAAAUUAGUUAUGUUUUGCUCUUACCAACUCAUACGUCUAACCCCCCCCGAAAAGUGAAAAGGCGCCAUCAUCCGACGAUGCUGAGUGAGCGCAAUCCACAAGAAAGUAGAGAAAGUCAUGAUGGCAAAAGAAAAGUGCGACUAAAACCACGCUUUUUGGUUCGAAGAUCAGUCACAUAAUACAAAGCCCUGAGUCUGUGAGGAGUUAGGAAAACGAAAAGUGUAUAGCAUGAAGGAAGGAGUAAAAGUUGUUUCAAAGUGGCCAGCACAAUUAGACAAAUGAAAAGGAAUUAUGAAAAGUGAGAAGGAAAUGGAUACAAAUGAACAUUAUUCAAUCAACACAAAAGACCGCUGCAUGAUGCGGAUACUUCAGAGCUACGUCUAGCAACUAGGCCACUUUCACAAAAGAAAGGUUCCAAAUUACACACAGGAAAAGAUUCUAUCGGACGUUUAGAUUAACGAUUAGCAGCAGCUGGAUUAGAAACACCAGAAUAUCCAGCACGACGCCGAUCAUUUGAUAUCUUAUUAGUUUUAUAAUGUAAAACGUACGGAAACAAAACUAAAAAACAAAACCAUACAACCAAAACCAGUGGCGUCGAUAUUAUUUUGUUUUCCAACCUUUCCUUUACGACUUGUAUGCUGUGACACCGUGUGUUGCUAACCUUGAACAACUUGGCUCGUUUUGGGCCAUGCUUGCAAGCUACAUGACGAACUGAGACCCCAACGACCAGCUGCAACAUUAACCUUGCUGAACGCCAUUCGGUAAAUAAUACUUGAACUGUGAACGGGAAAUGUACUUUGUCCUUAGUUUGCCAUCAUUUUUUAUAUUUUAUUUGUUUUUACCAGUUGGCAUGCAUAUUGAUUUAGGGUAUUUUACCAACCACGCUCGAAUCAAACGCAGAAAAUCGUGGGGGAUCGGGAAAUGAGAAUAGAGCACAAUGUGAAAGGGUUCGGCUUGCAGGUAAAGUAUAAUAUACCCGGUAAAUCGGUACGUUAUCUGGGACAUUGCGUUGAUCUUUUAUCUUGGUUCUUCAGCCAAAGAACUUUCUCUAGAGAGCAAUAAGUGAAUAAUACUCAAAAGGGGAUAUUUGAAACCAUUCGUUUGAUAUUUGCUGCAACUGAAUUAAUUCAUUAAAAAAACAAGGGAGGCCUUUGUUCCGGUUUCGAUUUGAAAGCCAACCUUCUAUUGAAUGGCACGUGAAAGUGAUUGUGAAAAAUUCAUGCAAAGGUCAGGGACUUUUCUAUUUGCCGACGAGCAACACCAACCGUCGAAUGAUUUUUUUUUCUUCGUGUUUCGAGGGGGAGGGAAUCGAAAGAUUGCAAAUCAACUAGUUUUUUGCGCAAGUGUAGAUAGCUAAAGCAUAGCAGUUAUCAAAUUGACGAUGCUACGUACCCCACAUUAACCCUUGAUACUUGAUACGAACGAGAUACAAUAGCAGUCGGAAGCAAAGCACUCAAAUGCACAGACACAAAAGUGGUCAAUACCACAAGGCGCCUCAGCGGAACCAAACCGGUGCAUCCGGGGAGUUUGUUUUUCCUUUGCUACUGCAGUAAAAUAGGCAAAUGUGUGAGAUUUCGCUUGCAAAAAAUGCGAUUAGUCCGGAGGAGGAGACACAAUUACAAAAGUAUAAUGAAUCACAAAUAUUCAACGACAAGUGCUACAACAAAGUACAUCUACCUACCAGUCAGUAACAAAUAAUAAGGACUUAUGAGAACGAUGUUGGUGAAAAAG
Anopheles cruzii is the source of this 4433-nucleotide messenger RNA. RefSeq names its product GTPase HRas (gene Ras85D). Gene Ontology annotation, cellular component: plasma membrane. Lineage: Eukaryota; Metazoa; Arthropoda; Insecta; Diptera; Culicidae. The record is from RefSeq and is a predicted model, not a curated record. The transcript has 5 exons. The coding region runs from base 1123 to 1695 and encodes 190 amino acids. Gene Ontology annotation, biological process: Ras protein signal transduction; epidermal growth factor receptor signaling pathway. Gene Ontology annotation, molecular function: GTP binding; GTPase activity; GDP binding.